ACACUGCUCAACCUCUGCCGUCAGUCGCCUAGACGCCAGUGCGGCACUCAACGGAUCAUCCCGUCCAGUCGUGUGGGUACCGACGUACAGCAUCGUUUGCCUCACUCGCGUCACAUGGCGCCGCUAAGCAGGCACUCAGUUGCUUAGUUGCCCCAUUUGGCGGUCAUUUGUAGAUUUCCUACAUCUGAACGAAACACAUCUGCUUCCAAGUGUAAGCUCGCCGUUCUACUCUCUGAAGCCUAUCGCGGACUCGUCCACGUCCGUCUCCGUUUCUUCCCACCUCCCCGUCCUGCAACACUCAGUCAGCUCACCUCGAUCGGGCCUUUGCCGACAGGGACCAUUUCCAAAUCCGGCGAGCGAUUAGCACGACAGAUUACCAAAGUUCCCCCCCCCCCCACGUUUUGCUGUCUCGAUCGCAGCAUUCGUACGCCCCACACUUGUGCUUCCCCCCCCCAGCAAUGUUUGACCCGCGCCUCUGCUCGCCUGAUUCGCCAGUUGACUCCGCCAUGUUCCCGCCAGUGUACAACCGCUCCACGUCGUCGUCAUCGACGGCCUCCAUGUCUUCGUGUCCAGGAGACGCUAGCACGGCUCCGUUGCCAAUGAGCAACGACGUUGUCAAACCCAUGACACCGAGUAUUAAGCAGGAGCUCGAGCCUUUCGAGUUCCGUCCGAAUCUGAGCGCGAACCCGACGCCUCGUUCCCAGAAUGGCACGUCUCUCAGCUCGGUGUUCGGGGACCAAGACCUCAUCGACGCCAUCAUGUACAGCCUCAACACGGAGCAGCACAGCAACAACGCCAAUGCAAUCGCCAUCCCGGCCUUCAGUCCCGUGUUCGCCAUGCCUCGGCGUGUCAUCCAACAGGUUCAGAUUCCGCAGCCGACGUCCUUUACCGCCUUGAUGCAACAGCGGCCAAUUGGCGUGCCGAUGCCUGACGGUCGAAUCAAAUCGACCAUGGCCGGCCCGUGUCUCCGCAAACCCGGCACGUUCCUCAACAAGGACGGCCGGUGGAUCAAGGGCAAGCCUUGCCGAAUGGAAGGCUGUGACAAGCGCGCGCAGUCCAACGGGCUGUGCAAGGGGCACGGCGGCGGUGCCCGCUGCAGCUUCGCCGGCUGCAGUAAAUCCUCGCAGGGAGGUGGCUUCUGCCGCGCCCACGGCGGCGGCAAGCGGUGUAUGCACGAAGGAUGCGAGAAGGGCACGCAACGCAAUGGCUUUUGCUAUCUACACGGCGGUGUACGGUCCUGCAGCGUCGAAGGCUGCGAUAAGAAGGACCGUGGCAACGGCAAGUGCUUUUCGCACGGCGGUGGGCGCAAAUGCCAGGCUCACAUGUGCUUCAACACGAUCCGGCGGGGCGCCUUCUGCGACCUGCACAACGGCAAGCUUGCCAAGUGAAGACGAGGACAGCCACGCACAUUAAGUUAAAGAGCCCGGAGAUUGUUGAGCAAGACGUGGCGUGCUCGAUCAUAUAAACCCCCAAUAUACAUUCUGUACGGUGUCAUGGUAAUGCCGAUUCGAUAGAGCAGUCCUACAUGUCUUGUCGAG
This is a messenger RNA of Phytophthora nicotianae INRA-310, 1538 nucleotides long. RefSeq lists its product as hypothetical. The coding region runs from base 459 to 1388 and encodes 309 amino acids. Lineage: Eukaryota; Oomycota; Peronosporomycetes; Peronosporales; Peronosporaceae. The record is from RefSeq and is a predicted model, not a curated record. The transcript has a single exon.